Ipomoea nil (Japanese morning glory) is the source of this 1029-nucleotide messenger RNA. RefSeq names its product leucine-rich repeat extensin-like protein 2. The coding region runs from base 1 to 1029 and encodes 342 amino acids. The transcript has a single exon. Lineage: Eukaryota; Viridiplantae; Streptophyta; Magnoliopsida; Solanales; Convolvulaceae. The record is from RefSeq and is a predicted model, not a curated record.
AUGCUGCCGUAUUUCCUGCCUGGCUACCCCAUUCCCUCGCCAGAGAUUCUAGCCGCCAGGCCACCACCCUAUGCUUAUCCAUUUUCACCUGCUGUGUCUGAAACUGGCCCACUACCCAGUAGGCCGCCGGUGGAAAAUCAUCCCCCUCGUGCUCGUCAGGUUUUGCUGCCGGAGAUGACUAUGUCUGAAGCCGGUCCACUACCAAGUAGGCCGCCGGUGGAAAAUCAUCCCCCUCGUGCUCGUCAGGUUUGGCUGCCGGAGAUGACUAUCUCUGAAACCGGCCCACUGCCCAGUAGGCCGCAGGUGAAAAAUCAUCCCCCUCAUGCUCGUCAGGUUUGGCUGCCGGAGAUGACUAUGUCUGAAACCGGCCCACUGCCCAGUUGGCCGCUUGUGGAAAAUCAUCCCCCUCGUGCUCGACAAGUUUGGCUGCCGAAGAUGACUAUGUCUGAAACCGGCUCACUGCCCAGUAGGCCGCCUGUGGAAAAUCAUCCCCCUCGUGCUCGUCAAGUUUGGCUGUCGGAAAUGACUAUGUCUGAAACCGGCCCACUGCCCAGUAGGCCGCCUGUGGAAAAUCAUCCCCCUCGUGCUUGUCAGGUUUUGCUGCCGGAGAUGACUAUGUCUGAAGCCGGUCCACUACCCAGUAGGCCGCCGGUGAAAAAUCAUCCCCCUCGUGCUCGUCAGGUUUGGCUGCCGGAGAUGACUAUCUCUGAAACCGGCCCACUUCCCAGUACGCCGCCGGUGAAAAAUCAUCCCCCUCAUGCUCAUCAGGUUUGGCUGCCGGAGAUGACUAUGUCUGAAACCGGCCCACUGCCCAGUAGGCCGCCUGUGGAAAAUCAUCCCCCUCGUGCUCGUCAAGUUUGGCUGUCGGAAAUGACUAUGUCUGAAACCGGCCCACUGCCCAGUAGGCCGCCUAUGGAAAAUCAUCCCCCUCGUGCUCGUCAAGAUUGGCUGCCGGAGAUGACUAUGUCUGAAACCGGCCCACUGCCCAGUAGGCCGCCUGUGGAAAAUCAUCCCCCUCGUGCUCGUUAG